AUGCGGACGUGGCGUGAAGCGUUGCAACGACAUGCGCUCUGGGAACACCGCUCCGAUGUGACGGCCUCCGAGGCUGAUACGGCACAGCGUACCUCUUUGCUGGCGAUGCGUGGCGCGGAUAUGCUCGCGGUCGUGCAAAACCAAGUGCGUAUGACGAAUGUGGCACAGGCCAAGCGCCAAUUCGAGGAAGAGAGCGAGAUCGCGCCUUCGUACAAGAUCCUAUCCUCCUCGCUGCUGGACUUCCCAAUCCAGGCCUUGGCCGUGAACCCCACGGGGAAACUUUUGGCGGUGGUUGGCGCCUAUACCAUGGUCCUGAUCAUCCUACCGCGGCGUGGCUACAUGAAGCAGGUCGGCACACAUAUCCUUGUAAAAGCGGUGCGUAUUGGCUCGUACUACCAUGGCUUGCAUGGAUGUCCACGCAUCGCGCAGUGUGCGUGGCACCCGCUCGGCAUGAAUGGCACUAGUUUGAUGGUGCUCACAGACGAUGGUCUAUUGCGUGAAUACGACGUCGCACAGGACGUGGAAGAGCCGGCACAGACCGUCUCGGUACUGUCGCAGGCCACGACGCCACGCAGCAAGGCGGCCUGGUCUGCAGACGAUGACGACGAGCAGUGUGCAGUCGCCAUGGCCUUUGGGCCGCAAGGCCUGGGCCUAGCGCUGCCGUACGACGAACCGGCCGAUCACACUGACGAGGACCGCGAUGCUUCAUGGCCCAGCUGGCUCUUGUUCACGGUGUUUGUGCUUACACGCAGCGGCGAUAUCGUUGCGCUGUGUCCCUAUAUGCCGAGACACGCCAUGCUCCCACGCCGUGCCUUGUUGGCCUUGGCAGCGUCGGAGGCACGUGAGCAGGAAGGCCGGACCUUGGCCGUGCGCUACCUGAGCGACUUGGUCCAGCAAGCGACGACGGCCGUAAACCACGACGAGGACGCAGCACAAGACGAUGCCUCCACGACGAUGCCUGCAUGGCUGCCUGUUACGGCCCCUGCCUCGGUCCCGCAUCGCAUAGCGCCGCAAGGUCCAUUUCUCCAGCGUCCGUCGCCGUUGGAAGGCGACGAUGAGCUGGGCCCAAGCGCCUGUGAUCUUUGGCUUACAUGCGUGCGCGCCGACCAGGGCCAGACAUCGCUUCCCGUGCUGUGCCUCGCCGAGCGAGAUGGACGUAUGCACAACAUGGUCCUGGCCACGACGAUGCGGCCACAGUGGGUAUCGAGCAUCGCUGAGAGCGGUACCUCGAGUACGCCUACACCGACGCUGGCCGUGUAUGAAUGCCUGGACCUAGGUCUGCCAGUGCCGCGCUCAACGCUCCUCACGACGAACUAUCUACGCCUUGUCCCUGAUCCGUUAUACCCCGACACUGUGUUUGUCUCGCAUGGCUACGGCGCGCAUGUGGUGAGUAUCCAGCCAUGGGCCUCUGCCUUGGCCGACGCGAUGCAGACGCAGGACAAAGCGCAGACGCAUGCUGCCGUGCAGGCGCAUACACGCAGCGACGUCAGUGCAUUGGUCCGCUUAGAGGCUGACGACCGUGCGCCGAUGGCAGGGAUGUGUGUGCUCAACGAUGUGUAUGUUUCGUAUACGUUGUUUGUGUGUACGUCCGACGCGCAGCUGGCCGCGCUGGAGCUGCGGCUGCGAUCCACGAUGGCGUGGCCCGAGGACGAGCAGGCGCGUGAGAUAAAUGCCCGUGGCUACCAAAGCGUGCUGACGGAACCCUUCGUGACGCCCACCGCCUUGACGCACGCAGGCAAGGCGGUGGCUGCGACGUCGGCGCCUCUGACAGUGACGCCCGCCACCCUUCGUGCGCUAGGCCAGGCUGCCGAGGCCCUCCGGCAGCAAACACGCGACGUAGCUCAAGCUGGCCAGGCCGUGCAAACGCGCGUCGCACAGCAGCUGGCGGAGAUGCAGCGCCAAGUGACGCAGCUCGCGGAUCUCGCGCAACGAGCGGCGGCCCUACGCACAGAGACUGUGGCCGCGCGCCUGGAUCGCAUGGAGGCGGCGCAGCAGGCGAGUGUGCGCCGCUUGGAUACACUGCUGCAGCAUCUCAUGGACGAGCAUACGCCGCAGCUCUCUGUGUACGAAAAGCGGUGGUUUGAUGAACUGCAGCGCAUGUCGCGUGAGUUUACGCAGGACGGCCGGACCAGCGCCAAAGAGCACUUGCUCAAGUUGUCCCACCAAUUGGACGUCCUUCGACCGCAUCUACGCAGCUACGCCGAACAGCAUGCCGUGGCGCGUGGACAGCAGCUGGGGACCAAGCAGCAGGCGCGUAUCGAGAGCACGCUCGCCAAAGAAGCACAACUACUGGCGCAGGCCCGCGUCAAAGUGCAGCGGCUGCAGCAGGCCCUGCAAGCACACAAGGCCUAA
Malassezia pachydermatis is the source of this 2352-nucleotide messenger RNA. Its product is annotated as nuclear pore complex protein. The record is from RefSeq and is a predicted model, not a curated record. Gene Ontology annotation, cellular component: nuclear pore. Lineage: Eukaryota; Fungi; Basidiomycota; Malasseziomycetes; Malasseziales; Malasseziaceae. Gene Ontology annotation, biological process: ribosomal small subunit export from nucleus; protein import into nucleus; ribosomal large subunit export from nucleus. The transcript has 3 exons. Bases 1 to 2352 code for a protein of 783 amino acids. Gene Ontology annotation, molecular function: structural constituent of nuclear pore; protein binding.